This is a messenger RNA of Pseudophryne corroboree (corroboree frog), 4260 nucleotides long. RefSeq names its product oocyte zinc finger protein XlCOF7.1-like. The record is from RefSeq and is a predicted model, not a curated record. Gene Ontology annotation, biological process: regulation of transcription by RNA polymerase II. The transcript has 8 exons. Gene Ontology annotation, molecular function: RNA polymerase II cis-regulatory region sequence-specific DNA binding; DNA-binding transcription factor activity, RNA polymerase II-specific. Lineage: Eukaryota; Metazoa; Chordata; Amphibia; Anura; Myobatrachidae. The coding region runs from base 505 to 1968 and encodes 487 amino acids.
GACAUGUACCUGGUGAGAUAGGAUAACAGCCAAAAUCAGAUCCCACACUCACACUCAGAGGAUCACUCACACUCACAAUGGAUGUACAUCACCAGUUCAGACCUCUCUUCCUCCCCCAGAAACACCCUCCUCUCCACCAGGAAAUACAUAGGGUCCCACAAUGAAAUGUUAUCUGCGAACCACACCAAGAUGGCCGCCGCAUUUUCAGUGUAUACGUGACCGAGGACAACAGUCUGCAGCACUAGUAAAGAAAAAGGCGGCCGCUCCUAUUCAGAUGUACUGGGUCAGCGGCCAUUUUCCCGGAUACCAGUCCGGCUGCAAUAUGUUCCUAGUAGUGUUGGUGAAGUUACUAGAAGAACUUCGGACAUUUCCUGUGGUUUAAACUCUGCUCUCCUGACAUCAAUUCUAUGCUCCCCCGCUGCUGUGUAUUUCCUGUUUGUGCCAGAUUUGUUACCGACAAUUGAGCUGUGUGGUCCGCAAGUCUUUAUUAGAGAUCACGUGAGGAUGAGAUACGUCACUGAUUCGCUGAGGAUGGAAAAGGACAGGAGUCACAUGACUGAGAGGAUAGUAACUCUCACCCUGGAGAUUAUCUACCUGCUGACUGGAGAGGAUUACACAGUAGUGAAGAAGACAUCCGGUGAGUGUGAGACACCCAGUAGUCAUCCCUGUGCUUCGGGAGGACCGAGCAGGACCCAGAGCCCCAUCACGGAGCCUCCACCUCACUCACUGAUACAUGAGAGAGACAAUGAGCAGAAGAUCCUGGAACUCACCAACAAGAUCAUUCAGCUGCUGACUGGAGAGGUUCCUAUAAGGUGUCAGGAUGUCACUGUCUAUCUCUCCAUGGAGGAGUGGGAGUAUUUAGAAGAACACAAGGAUAUGUACAAGAAUGUGAUGAUGGAGAAUCAGCGGACCCUCACAUCACUGGAUGGUUCCAGUAACAGAGAUACCCCAGAGAGAUGUCCCCGUUCUCUUUAUUCACAGGAUUGUACAGAGGAAACUCACAGGACCCUACAGGAGAAUCAGGGUGAAGGUCUGGCUGUUAAUAUGGUAGAAGAUAUAGAGGUAGAAGAAGUGACGUAUGUUAUGGGUGAUCAGCAGUGUAAGGAGGAGGAAAUCCCUACAGAUAUCAGCACAGCAGACGGGCGCACAAGCAGGAAAACUUUGGAGGAAGAACUCAUUGUGUCUCCAGAUUUUAAAAUAGAAGAUAACAACAUCAGACAAGAUUUUCCUGAAGACCAUUCUAUUACCUUAAAUUUACAUCCAGCACUUCACAUUGCAUAUAUACCAUCUGGUCCCUAUAAUCAUGAGGGAUGUUCUCCUGAUAAUUCAGAUGUUGCGAUACAAAAUACAACUCACAAAUGUGAUACAAUAUCAUCCAGUUCUGAAUUUGGUAAAUGUCAGUCAGUUUUUAUUAGACAUCAGAAAUCUGACACAGGUCAGAACCUGUUUCCAUGUUCUGAGUGUGGGAAAUGUUUUACAUACAAAUCUUAUCUUGUUAGACAUGAGAGAUGUCACACAGGUGAGAAACCAUUUACAUGCUCCGAGUGUGGGAAAUGUUUUAAACAUAAAUCCAGUCUUGUUGAACAUAAAAAAACUCACACUGGUGAGAUGCCAUAUCCGUGCUCUGAGUGUGAGAAAAGUUUUACACGGAAAUCGGAUCUUGUUAAACAUCAGAGAUGUCAUACAGGUGAGAAGCCAUUUCCAUGCUCUGAGUGUGGGAAAUGUUUUUCAUAUAAAUUCCACCUUACUACACAUGAGAGAAUUCACACACAUGAGAAACCAGUUUCAUGUUCUGUGUGUGGGAAAUAUUUUGCACAGAAAUCGUAUCUUGUUACUCAUCAGAAAAGUCACACAGGUGAGAAACCAUUUUCAUGCUCUAAGUGUGGGAAAGGGUUUACAUACAAAUCUUAUCUUGUUAGACAUGAGAAAAGUCACACUGGAGAGAAAAAAAACAUUUACGUUCCCUAAGUGUGGAACAUAUUUAAACAUAAAUUCCAUCUUGAUAAACAUGAGAAAAAUCACACAUGAGAAAACAUUUACAUGCGAGUGUGUAAAAUGUUUUAAACAGAAAUCCUGGGGCGUAUGUAAUGGGGUCCGAGAUUACCAGAGGUUUAUUUAAAGCGGUAAUCAUUUACAAGGCAAAACCAUGCCUUGUAAAUAAUUGGCGCUUAAAAAAAAGUCCGAUAUUUCGCACCUCCAGAAAACUCUGACCCUAUUACAUAUGCCGCCCUAUCUUGUUGAACAUGAGCGAAGUCACACAGGGUUGAAAGUAUUUCCCUGUUCUGAGUAUGGGAAAUGUUUUACAGUUUUGCGGUACAUCAGAGGACCCACACAGGAGAAACCAUUUCCAUGCUCUGAGUAUGGGAAAUGUUUUACAGACAAUCGCAUCUUCUUACACAUCAGAAAGCUCACACAGCUUCAAUGAGCUGAUAGACAUUGACAGGGUUGCAUCAGUACUAAAUAUUAUAAAAGCUUUGUGAAUACAUUUACAGAGCCUACAUACUCCAAGGUAUAAUUACAUCACUGGGGUCUUAUUCAUGCUGCACUGCAGGUGGGCCAGAUGUAACAUGUGCAGAGAAAUUUAGAUUUGGGUGGGGUGUGUACAAAUUUGAAAUUGCAGUGUAGAAAUUAAGCAGCCAGUAUUUACCCUGCACAGAAACAAUAUAACCCACCCAAAUCUAAAUCUCUCUGCUCGUUACAUCUGCCACACCUGCAGUGAAACAUGGUUUUGCCCAAUUGCUAACUUUUUUGGUUUGCUAACAAACCUGAAAAACCCCCAGAGUUACUGAGGGCUGUUCAAAUCUCCAGGGCUAGAUUUAUUUAUAUUAAAUGCAAAACACACAUGGUUUUAAAUUUAUAUUUAUUGUAGUUUCAAAUUCCAGGGUGAAAACUGCAGAGCAUCAGCCACUUGCAAAAGCAGCUGCUUAAUAAAUGUAGCCCACAGUCACACAACUUAACGUGAUAAUGUUACUACCAAUAGCGGACCACAUUAUUGGUACAUUGAUAACCAAGUAAUAUAUAAUCCCUGCAAUGGGCUGGUGAUAUAGGGGUGCAUGUAAAGUUUGACUCAAAUUUUGGUCCUUUUCUUAUCGCACAUGCAUUACACAUAGAUGUAGCCAUGCCGACUGAGUCACAUGUUGCAUCCAUCUCUUCUACGCUCUAGGGGCAAAGGUACAUGUAUGUGUGGCCAGAGUUUAAUAAGACCAUGCUCACGUUAAAUGUGUCUAUAUGGGGCUGAUUACUUGCAGUUUCUCCACCUUUGGUGCAAGUUGCAAACUUGUAAUGUUGCGUCCACAUCUGAUUGUCUGAAUGCGUCUAACUCAUUUAUGCUCAUAUUUUAGUUAUUGCUGUCUCAGUUUAUUUGCAUAAUUGCAGUGAAAUGAGUGAUUGGUUUGCAAUAAGAAUCCAUGUUUCCUAGUUUGCUUUUAAAUGGAAAAGCAACUGGUAUAUUUAUGUUUGCAGCAAAUACAAAAAACUGUAAUUGACUGUUUUUGUUUAAUAAGCUCCCUGCAAAGUACAUUUCUUCAGGGUUCAUAGGGGUUCCACAGGGAACAUCAGGCUUGUAGGUGGUGGAUGAGAGUCAGGGCACCAAACAGUUAAAGCUUUCAUUGUGGGAUACCACAAUGCCCCACUGUCCAGAAUAACCCCGCCUUCAUGCUCAGGCAUUCAGUUUUUUGAUGCGACCCCCCCACCCCACCCUGGCGCUGAAACUCCUGCUUGGCCAGUGUCUUAGAUGGGAACUUGCGGCAGGGGGCCACAAACUGUGACUAGCACCACUUGCUGCUGGGACUGCGUGGCCAACAACGGGAGGCUGGGAGAGGGGUCCCCUACCAGGACCCGCAUUUAAAUCGCAGUAUGCCGCGCAUCCAGGGAGACAGACCACGGCACUGGCGUGGACACUGUCUGUGGGCAGGAACUCCACUAGACCACCAGGGCUAUGGGGCACAGGUCCAGGUGCUGAAAACACCUAUUUCCCAGGCCCUGCAUGUACCUGGGGUGGAAGACCAGCAUAGGGGAGGCGGUGCUUGACCAGUAUCCCCUCCCCUAGCUCUGAGCACCAGUCUGCAGCAGAUUUCCCAACCUUAAGCUGCCUAAUCCUCCCUCCUUCACUCAGAGACCUGGGCAGCCAUCUUACAGCAAGGCAGCGAGCAGGUCUCCGGGAACGCUGGGCACGGUCUCCCUGUAAAAACGUCAGCAGCAAGCCAGGUUUUUGGUAUCCGUUCACAUGGUCGACCAUGUUAUGGUCGACAGUCAUUAGGU